GCUAUCAGCCAUUCACCCAUUUCUAGCUCUCCGAGGACGGGCUCCCUGCUGUCGGGUGUGGAGUACGCCCCUCGUAUCGUCGACGUGGCAAGUCGGGAGUCACGUGGCGUCUCUGGACCACGUGGUGCUUACUUACCCUCUGGCCCCAUUCGUGUGCCUGGAUUUGUCGGCCUGGAACUCGUUCUGGACCACGUGGUGCUGAAUUACCCUCUGGUCCCAGUCCCGCUCCCGGUGCUGGUGGUCACGGGGGAGUGUGCCAGUCUGCCAUGUCAUCAAGGCGACGUGGCACUCUUAUCAUCGGUCCACGUGGCGAUCGAGCGCCGGGCGUCUCGCGGUGUGAGGGGGACAGGACAGCACUUAAGUAGCGGGGAGCUGAAUGCGGCUCGGUGAAUUUCUUUCCCCGCCUUGAAGUACUGAGAGGCAGCGAGGAGGAGGGGAGACACCAUGGCGCCCCGGGUGUUCCUGCCCUCACUGCGCGCCAUUCUAUCCCCUUCGCGGUCUCCAGUUGUCUCCCUACGGAUUAUCAACAAAAAUCUUCCACUUCGGCGGGAGGAAGUCUCACGCGAAGAGGCGCAGCGUCGGAUCAAGGAAAUCAACGAGCCUUAUAAGCUCGAGAUUUUAGAAGGAAUAAAAUCGGAGCCAAUCACCAUCUACCACAUAGGUGAUGAGUGGUGGGAUUUGUGUGCGGGGCCUCAUGUUGAGAGGACAGGAGAGCUUCCGAAAGGCGGAUUCGAACUGGAAGCGGUCGCUGGAGCGUAUUGGCGAGGAGACGAGAACCGUCAGAUGCUGCAGCGAGUGUACGGCACAGCAUGGGAGUCGGCGGAACAGUUGAAGGAGUACAAGAGACUCAAGGAAGAAGCCCUUCGAAGGGACCAUCGAAGGAUCGGAAAGGAUCUGAACCUGUUCAGCAUUCAGGAAGAAGCCGGGGGCGGGCUCGUCUUCUGGCACCCGAAGGGUGCAAUUAUGCGGCACUUAAUAGAGGAUUAUUGGAAGAGUGUGCAUUUGCGAGAAGGCUACGAGCUCAUAUACAGUCCUCAUGUGGCGAAACUUGAUCUGUGGAAGACCAGCGGGCACUUUGACUUCUACAGAGAAAACAUGUUUGACCAGAUGCAGAUCGAAAAUGAGAGUUAUCAGUUGCGACCGAUGAAUUGCCCAUUUCACAUUACCGUAUAUAAAGACGGCAUGCACUCGUACAGGGACCUUCCAUUCCGAUGGGCAGAGCUUGGCACAGUGUAUAGAUACGAGAAAUCCGGGACCAUGCAUGGACUCUUCCGUGUGCGGGGAUUCACCCAGGUCGAUUUCAACCUGCCUGAUCGAUUCGGUCUGUUCUACAUCGACAAGGACAACUGUCGCGCCCGGCCAAUCAUGAUUCACCGUGCGAUCUUCGGUUCGUUGGAGCGCUUCUUUGGGAUCUUGAUCGAGAAUUAUGCCGGCGAUUUCCCUCUUUGGAUUUCCCCGGUGCAGGUCCGCGUCCUCCCUGUCACAGACCUCCAGGUGGACUAUGGCUCGGAGGUCGUCCGGCAGCUGAAAGACGCGGGAUUCCGAGCGGAAUUGUCGAGCGGCGAGCGACUGCCGAAACUCAUUCGCAAUGCGGAGAAGGCGAGAACUCCUGUAAUGAUCGUUGUCGGCCCGAAGGAGGUGGAGACGUCCACGCUAGCGGUGCGAACCCGCCACUCCGGCGACUUAGGAAGCUUGCACAUUGACGACCUGAUGACGAAGUUGAGUGACGUCGUUAGCAGCGCAGCGGAUGAACAAGGUUUUGCUGGUGUGGCGCUGCACGGUGGUGAUAAGGAACCAUUACACCCUGCUGGGUCGGCGGUUCUGACAUGCACGGAAUCUCAAGAAUGUGGGAGGAAUUGUGCAAAGGUUGAGCUGAGGCGGCUGCAGACCGCAGCAGCCCAGAUACUUGCCGAGGGUUGUGAAGAAUUGGCUGAAGAGGGACUGGUUGAUAAGAUGGGAUGGGUGGAUGCUGUUGCGGUGCUGGGGAUUGGCCCAUCGGUCCGUGAGGCUACCUGGCAUUGGCCUACCGCGGUUGGGGGCGGGGGCAACCCCGUCCUCCUGUCUGGCCUCUACCUCGGCCUCUACCCCGGGUACGUCUCCCUGCUGGCAUCGGCUCCUGAAAACGAGGGCAGUCUGGGUCAAAUUCGUCAUGGUACCACCAUAGGCACUUCUGACAAAAAGGCGUGUCUUGGUUUGCAAACGGAAUUUGCAUUGCCUGCCCGUUCGGUCGCCUGAUUACGAACCAUUCCUGGAAUGUGUCUCUGACCACCGGGUCACAGUCAAUUUUGACAUUACCCAGGCGAGGCUCAUCCUCCUUCCUAUCCGGGGGGUGCAUGUGUACGAUAGGGCCCAUUAGAUUUUGGAUCGCAUAUCGGAGGGAGAAAAGAGCUCCGAGUGGUACCCGGAGAGCAAUAAUGCAGUACUUGGCGGCUGAUUCUGUUUGUCUCAGCGAGUUCCUGUUGAGUCAUCCAGGGGCAAAAAGUAACACGGAUGGGGCCGUCCCUAGAUGGGAUAAAAUCUUGGCCCUUAAUCAACAUCCAUUGUGCAA
Messenger RNA from Chara braunii, 2548 nucleotides. The record is from the annotation of a GenBank genome assembly. Lineage: Eukaryota; Viridiplantae; Streptophyta; Charophyceae; Charales; Characeae.